UGUCAACAACCUUAGACUUUGGGUGAAAACCUCAAGUAGGCUGUCGAUUUUCCCCCACCUUCAAGGAUCCAACGGCCAGGAUAUUCCAGCCGCAAAUAUUGAAGAACCUCCUCCUAAUCUAGAACGGAAAACAAUGUCAGCAAAACUCGUCUUUAUUCAUUAAAAAGAAUAAAGCUUUUUGUUCGGCACUAAUAACAGUCGCAUCGGUACUCGGUUGUCCUAGCCCUUUCAAAUGAUCCUUGUUCUCAUCAUUUCGGUUUGAAAGCUUCGGAUCCUUUUGUGGCUUUCUGGGUAUCUCUCUCCUUUUUCAUUCGUCUUUCUUUUCAAGGAUUGUCCCCGGCUUACCAUUAUUGUACGUCAAGUACUCUGAUAACACUAUCUUCUCUACUUUGUGUUUGAGAAUAAUUUGAUUGAAUGGAUUCAAGUUUUAGAAUAGCAAAGUGGCUACAGGGACCGAAUACCCACCUUUUCUUUCCAUGUUAGAAGAAGGUUACAGCAAAGGGACUGCCAACCCAAUGAUAGAUGAUAAGUCGGAAACUGUUGAGAGCAUAAAAGUAGUGAACACGGGAAAACCUCCUCGGCACCUCCCACCAAUACGGCACUGCAUGAGUUCGGCUCAAUUGCCAUCUGCUGCUGAUUUGGAAUUGGAUAUUGGGAUGGUCAGCACAAAGUCACCAUCAGAUGGAAAUAUCAUGUUUGAACCUGUUUUUCGUUCUGGAAGCUGUUCGGAGAUCGGACCAAAACCAUAUAUGGAGGAUGAGCACAUCUGUAUCGAUAAUCUUCUUGAACAUCUAGGUCCAAUUGAACACUUUUCUUCUCCUGGAGCUUUCUAUGGGGUCUUUGAUGGCCAUGGGGGUGUAGAUGCAGCUUUGUUUAUCAGAGAGAACAUUCUUCAAUUUAUUCUUGAGGACUCUCAUUUCCCCAUUUGUGUAAAGAAGGCCAUUAAGAGUGCUUUUCAGAGAGCUGACCAUGCUUUUGCUGAUGCUGAUUCUCUUGAUAGUUCCUCUGGCACCACCGUCCUGACUGCCAUUAUUUUUGGAAGGGUGAUGCUAAUUGCCAAUGCAGGGGAUUGUCGAGCUGUGCUGGGGAAACGAGGUAAGGCAAUUGAGCUGUCCAAAGACCACAAACCUGAUUGCUCCUCUGAGAGACUAAGAAUUGAGAAACUUGGUGGUGUUGUAUACGAUGGCUACCUUAGUGGUCAAUUAUCAGUGGCACGUGCCCUUGGAGAUUGGCACAUGAAAGGUCCCAAAGGUUCAUCAUGUCCGUUGAGUGCAGAGCCAGAGCUUCAGGAGAUGGUCCUGAGUGAGGAAGAUGAAUUCUUGAUACUAGCCUGUGAUGGCCUGUGGGAUGUAAUGAGCAGCCAAUGUGCUGUUACAAUUGCAAGGAAGGAGUUGAUCCUUCAUAAUGAUCCUGAGAGAUGCUCAAGGGAGCUGGUUAGAGAGGCACUUAAGCGCAAUACGUGUGACAACCUGACAGUUGUUAUUGUAUGUUUCUCUCCAGAUCCACCACCUCGGCUUGAGAUCCCAAAAUUUCAACUCAAGAGGUGUAUAUCGGCAGAAGGUCUAGACCUUCUCCAACAGGUAUUGGACCGUAAUGUAUGAUUAGAUUUGAUUAAGCCUAUGAUAAUGAUGUGCUACGAACACCCAAAUAUGGCUUGCGUUUGAUUUAGCUUAUGACUGGUUUAACAACAUUGAUCACGAUGUUUACACUGCUCAAGUGAUUAUAAUACUUUUGUCCUAGACGGUAA
Carya illinoinensis is the source of this 1747-nucleotide messenger RNA. RefSeq names its product probable protein phosphatase 2C 27. The record is from RefSeq and is a predicted model, not a curated record. The transcript is spliced from 5 exons. Bases 477 to 1601 code for a protein of 374 amino acids. Gene Ontology annotation, molecular function: protein serine/threonine phosphatase activity; cation binding. Gene Ontology annotation, biological process: protein dephosphorylation. NCBI's taxonomy places the organism in Eukaryota, Viridiplantae, Streptophyta, Magnoliopsida, Fagales, Juglandaceae.